Thlaspi arvense is the source of this 1944-nucleotide messenger RNA. The record is from the annotation of a GenBank genome assembly. Lineage: Eukaryota; Viridiplantae; Streptophyta; Magnoliopsida; Brassicales; Brassicaceae.
AUGAGAGUAGUAGCAUCUUCCUCUGUCUCAUUCUCUCUGCAACUAUCCUUUCUUCUUCUUCUUCUCCUUGCUUUUGCUAUUAGAUCGAGCUCGUCUUCAUUGAACGAUCCGUUUCUCGGCAUUUCUCCUCAAGAUGAGAAGUAUUACAAGUCAUCUUCGGAGAUAAAGUGUAAGGAUGGAUCAAAGAAAUUCACGAAAGCUCAGCUCAACGAUGAUUUCUGCGACUGUGCAGACGGAACCGACGAGCCAGGUACAUCAGCUUGCCCAAACGGAAAGUUCUAUUGUCGGAACGCAGGCCACUCUCCAUUAGUUUUGUUUUCUUCCAGAGUCAACGAUGGCAUAUGUGAUUGUUGUGAUGGAAGUGAUGAGUAUGAUGGUAAAGUGACGUGCCCAAAUACAUGCUGGGAAGCUGGAAAAGCUGCUCGAGAAAACCUGAAGAAGAAAAUCGAAACAUAUAAUCAAGGGCUUGUUAUAAGGAGGAAGGAUAUCGAGCAGGCGGAAGUGGGUCUGGAGAAAGAUGAAGCAGAGUUGAAGAAGCUGAAAAGCGAGGAGAAAAUUUUGAAAGGCCUUGUUCAACAGCUGAAAGAACGUAAAGAACAAAUUGAGAAAGUAGAGGAGAAGGAGCGUUUACAGAAAGAAAAGGAGGAGAAGGAAAGAAAAGAGGCUGAAUUAGCUGCCCAGCCAGGAAAGGUGGACGGUGAGGAGAAGACAGGUGACAAUGAAAAAGUUGAAGGAAGCACAGAUGAGGAAGGGACGCCUGGAGAUUCACAUCACGAUGAAAAUGCACAUCAUGAUGAGAUUGGUAAUUACAAGGAUUUUCCUUCAGUUGAGGAGCCAGCAGCUGAAGCUGAACCAACAAGUAUAUUGGAAGAGGCUACUCACACUGAUCCAACAGACGAGCAUGUUGUGGAGACGAAGGAGGAAUCUCCCUCAUCUGAGGAUUCCGUCACAGAUGGAUCUCAAAAUGAUGAUGGUAGUACCAAAAAGGAGGAAUCAGACGAGGUGAAAAAAGAGGAGGAUCUUGUAUCCGAGAAGAAGGAAGAGUUGUCAAAGGAGGAGUUGGGGCGUCUUGUUGCUUCUCGUUGGACAGGAGAGAAAUCUGAUAAGCCAGCUGAGGCAGAUGAGAGCCCUCAAGCUGAUCAUCAGGAAAACCAUGAGCAUACACCCAUCACUCCACAUGAAGUAGAUGAGGAUGAUGGAUUUGUUUCAGAUGGUGACGAGGAUACCGGAGAAGAUGGGAAAUACAGCGACCAUGAUCCCGAAGAUGAUUCCUAUGAAGAGGAGGAUCGCCAUGAUUCUAGCACGUCCUACAAAUCUGAUGCAGAAGAUGACGUCGAUUUUUCAGAGACAAUCUCAAAUCCUACUUGGUUGGAGAAGAUACAAAAGACUGUCAAGAACAUUUUACAGGCUGUGAAUUUGUUCCAAACUACCCCAGUGGACAAAUCAGAGGCUGAUCGGGUACGCAAGGAAUACGAUGAGUCGAGCUCAAAACUGAACAAAAUACAGUCAAGGGUAUCGAGCUUAGAAAGGAAGCUAAAACAAGACUUUGGACCGGAGAAAGAGUUCUAUUCAUUCCACGGUCGUUGUUUUGAAAGCAAACAGGGCAAGUAUACUUACAAAGUCUGCGCAUAUAAAGAAGCAACGCAAGAGGAGGGCUAUUCGAAAACUCGUUUAGGGGAGUGGGAGAAAUUCGAGAACUCGUACCAGUUCAUGACAUAUACAAACGGGGAUAAGUGCUGGAACGGUCCCGAUAGAAGCCUAAAAAUUAAGCUAAGAUGUGGGUUGAAGAAUGAGCUUAUGGACGUCGAUGAACCAAGCCGUUGCGAAUAUGCAGCGGUCUUAUCUACUCCAGCUCGGUGUUUGGAAGACAAACUUAAGGAGCUACAACGGAAGCUCGAGAAGCUGAUGAACCAAGACCAACCUCAGAAGCACGACGAACUCUGA